AUGAGAAAAUUAAAAUUAUUAAAAUUGAAUAAAAUUAGAGAAACAACACCUUUAUUACCAACAGAAUGUAUGCAACAAAUUUUAAAAUAUGUUGAUGAUCAAGAAAAUGGACUUUAUUCAUGUCUUUUGGUUAAUAAAUAUUGGUGUAAAAAUGUUUUACCAUUACUUUGGGCAUCACCAUUUCAAAGUUCAUUUAUUAUAAGUCAUUGGGUAUUAGCAACUUCAAGUUUAAAGAGUACAUUAUCAAAAAAAGCUAUUAAUCAACUUAAUAAUUAUAAAAUUAUUGAUACUUAUAUUUCAUGUUUAGAUAAUAAAGAAUUUUAUUAUUUAAAUUCUUUAUUUCAAAAAUUUUAUUCUAUAAAUCUUAAAAUUGGAAAAAAACCUUUAAUUAAUUAUUCUAAUUUUUUACAAGAAUUAUUAUAUAGUGAAUUUGAGAAUACUAUAUAUAUUUAUUUAAUGAGAAAAUUUAAAGAUAAAUAUAAAGAACAACAAAUACUUGUGAUGGCAACUUCAUUAUUGAAAUUAUUUUUAAAAGAAUCAACAAAUCUUCGAAUAAUAAAUUUUAAUAAAAAAUUUCAUAAUUUAGAUACACCAAAUUUAUUACCAAAGAUUAUGAUGACAAAAAAUUUUCUUUUUACAAAUAAUUUAAAUAAUAUGACGGAAAUUCUUUCAUUAAAUAGAUUAGUAAAAUUUCAAAUUAAUAAUAUUAAUUCUAAACUUACACAAAAUACAAUUAAUUUAUUAAAAUUAAUAUCAAUUAAUUGUAAAAAUAUUCAUUAUCUUGAUUUUAAAUUUAAACAUUUUGAAUAUAAUGAUAAUAUAUUACAAUUAAUUAUUAGUAUUAUUAAAUCACAAGAUCAUAUAUCAGAAUUUAAUAUUUCUCAAAUUAAAGAUAAUUUUGAAUUAAUAUUAUUAAAUUUAUUAUUAUUACAUAAGAAUACUUUAAUAUCUAUGAAGUUGGAUAAUGUUUAUAUAUCUGAGAAUUCCAAGGAAAUGUUGAAACAAUUUUUUAAUAUAAGAAGUAUUAAAUUACUUCAAUGUAAUAAACUUACAAGUGAAGUUUUACCUGAUUAUACCGAACAAUUAGAACAAUUGAAGAUGUUUGGUUAUAAAUCGGGAACAAAACAUUAG
Molecule: messenger RNA, 1131 nt
Organism: Rhizophagus irregularis DAOM 181602=DAOM 197198
Lineage: Eukaryota; Fungi; Glomeromycota; Glomeromycetes; Glomerales; Glomeraceae
Molecular function (GO): protein binding
Source: RefSeq, a predicted model, not a curated record